AUGUUCCGUUCGUUCACAAAAUGGCCCAGGCUGCAGCGCUGUGGUCAGCGUGCAUCGAAAUUGUCCACAGCAACCAGUACAACGAAUUUACCGACUUCCGAGGCAAAGUCUCCAAAAACAGUGGACGAAAUUGGGAUACCAUAUGCUGUUAAGGUUGAUUUACUCCGUGCACUUGCGGGCACCAUAGACGUCGAUCCGACAGCACCACAUUUCGCGUUCAUUGAUGAUCCACUGACAAUUCCAACCGAUUCUCAGCGUGAUCUCUAUUACGUCUCAAAGGAGAUGGGACGACGUGCGGCGCAGCAGCUUGCGGAAGAGUGGCCAACACUGUUCAUGUACGACACGGACAUACCUCGUAUCCAGGCAUAUCGUCCGCAGAAGCCACCUGACCCGGCAGAGCUCGCGCUAACAGUGGAAAAUUUGCAGAAAUUAAUAGCAAUGAAGAAAGUUGCAGAAGCGACAGAGCUCGCGCUAACAGUGGAAAAUUUGCAGAAAUUAAUAGCAAUGAAGAAAGUCGCAGAAGCGAGUCAGUUGUACGAUAAAAUGGCCACUGAAAAUAUCGCUAUACCAAAGGAAAUAUUGGUUGAUUUGUUUCGCCUGCUUGUCUACUAUAACGGUAAGCCAAUUCCGGCCGCUGAAAUGCCAUGGCACGGUUGGCGAAAUUACGGUAGCCAGGCCGAGCAACAGGAAUCACAAGUCUGGGACAGCGUACGUCCCUCAGUAUUUUCGACAAUGUUAAAGUAUUACGAUUUUAACAGCGUUUUAAUUUGA
Molecule: messenger RNA, 771 nt
Organism: Gongylonema pulchrum
Lineage: Eukaryota; Metazoa; Nematoda; Chromadorea; Rhabditida; Gongylonematidae
Source: the annotation of a GenBank genome assembly